Molecule: messenger RNA, 3073 nt
Organism: Conger conger (European conger)
Lineage: Eukaryota; Metazoa; Chordata; Actinopteri; Anguilliformes; Congridae
Gene: nvl
Product: nuclear VCP like
Exons: 23
Coding region: 299-2959 (886 amino acids)
Biological process (GO): ribosome biogenesis
Cellular component (GO): nucleus
Molecular function (GO): RNA binding; ATP hydrolysis activity; preribosome binding
Source: RefSeq, a predicted model, not a curated record
CAGCUCUACGACUACGUAAGGACCCAAGAUUCACGUGGACUCCAGAGAGAAGCCACAGGGAAAUGUCUGAAGCGGGGAUUAUUUUCAUUAUUUCAAAAGCGUCGUUGUCAUUCCUUCAUUCAUGCCUAUGCGCAGAUUUUGUAUCGUGUUAAUAAUUGUAUAAUAGGGAAAACGUGAAUACGCGACGUGGCCGCGAAGUUGUAGGAACUUGUUACAGUACUCAACGAUUUCUAUUUUGUUGUUUCAUGCGACUAACUGGUUUGCUAAGUUAAAGUUCGGAAAAACGGAAUCAAGGCAAAUGAAGAACAGAGGUGGAGGGGGAUACGGUAUAGACAACCGACUGAAACAGCGAGUUGAGCAGUAUUUGAGCACCCAGACAAGUCGGUAUGUCGACAUUGGAGCGAUGGCAGAAGCCCUCCAGAGGCUUUACAGGAUGGAAUAUGGGCGACGAAACAAAACUGCAUUUAGGAUCCAGGUGGAGAAAGUUCAUGGAGUGAUAUGCAGCGAGGCAGGCCUCACCGAUUUGGAGAACAAGCAUUUGGCAAAAAGGGCCAGGCACAGUCAUGGGGCUGAUGGGGAUGACACUAGUUUCACAGGCGACUCUUCGGAGAGCGAAGAGGAUUUGCCGGAACACCCCAGCAACCAGAUGAAUAACUCGCUGACGUCCCUGUACCGAAAGGGGGUUCCAGAAGGGGGCGCCCUUGCACCUGCGGAGCUACCAGGGGACGGCCCUGUCGCAGCCUCUCCUGUGAGCACUGCUCCCCCGGGGACCAAGGUGUCCAGGGGAGGCUGGUUCAUUGACAGGGGCCGGGGCGCUGAGGAGAAGAGCAUCCUGAUUGACCUCUGUGAAGAGGAUGAUGCCAGCUCGACGAAGCAGACAGAUGUUUCCCAGCUGGAGGCAGAGAAGAAACCAAAGAAGAACAGACUGAAAAAAGGAAAGCGACGGAAGGAUGGAGAUUCCCAGGGCAUUGAUGGGGACAUAGAGUCCAGCAUUAUGAACAAGAAAGCUCGGACGAAAGGCCCUGAGCUCCAGUACUCUCAGUUAACGUUUGAGGACGUCGGUGGCAACGAGGAGAUGCUGAAGGAGGUGUGCAAGCUGCUGCUCCACAUGCGGCACCCGGAGGUGUACCAGCAGCUGGGCGUGGUCCCCCCCCGUGGGUUCCUCCUGCACGGCCCCCCGGGCUGUGGGAAGACCCUGCUGGCUCAGGCGGUGGCCGGGGAAAUGGAGCUGCCCAUGUUGAAGGUGUCAGCCCCAGAGCUGGUGUCGGGCGUAUCAGGGGAGUCGGAGCAGAAGUUACGGGAGCUCUUUGAUCUGGCUGUGAGCAGCUCUCCGUGCAUCCUGUUCAUUGACGAGAUUGACGCCAUCACACCCAAGCGGGAGGUGGCGUCUAAGGACAUGGAGAGGAGGAUCGUGGCCCAGCUGCUCACCUGCAUGGAUGACCUGAACUCCUUGGCCGUCACGGCGCAGGUUCUGGUCAUCGGCGCCACGAACCGGCCCGACUCCCUGGACCCGGCGCUGCGCAGGGCGGGGCGCUUCGACCGAGAGAUCUGCCUGGGAAUUCCGGACGAAGGAGCUAGACUCCGGAUCCUGGAGACGCUGUGCCGGAAGCUCCGGCUGCCCGAGGACUUCGACUUCCGGCUGCUGGCGCGCCUCACCCCGGGGUACGUGGGCGCCGACCUGAUGGCGCUGUGUCGCGAGGCGGCUGUGAGCGCGGUCAACCGGGCCCUGCUGGAGCAGCAGGAGGGCCCCGCCGGGGCCGAGGGGCCCCAGGGGACCCCGGCAGAGCCCACGGGCGGGUCUGUGCAGCCCGAGGUUCAGCCUCCUGAAGGACAGGACGGCUGCCUUUCCGAGCCCCCCUCAGGGAGCCAGGAGGUGAGGGACGUCUGCCCCACCGUGGAGGAAGGGCUCCAGGCCCCAACACCUGUACAGGUCACCCCCGAGGCGGAGCUGUGCCGACUACUGGCCCUGUUGAAGAAGCCCAACUCCCUGAGCGAGCGGCAGCUGGCAGGCCUCUGUAUCCUCAUGUCCGACUUCCGGGACGCCAUGUCCUGCGUGCAGCCCUCCGCGAAGAGGGAGGGCUUCGCCACCGUGCCGGACGUGACCUGGGACGACAUCGGAGCCCUGCACGACGUCCGCGAGGAGCUCACCAUGGCCAUCCUGGCCCCAGUGCGCAAUCCAGAGCAGUUCAGGGCCUUGGGGCUGAACGCCCCUGCGGGGGUGCUCCUGGCCGGCCCCCCCGGCUGUGGGAAGACCCUGCUGGCCAAGGCUGUUGCCAAUGAGUCGGGGUUGAACUUCAUCUCGGUCAAGGGUCCGGAGUUGUUGAACAUGUAUGUGGGAGAGAGUGAGAGGGCUGUCCGUCAAGUGUUUCAGAGAGGCCAGAACUCCGCCCCUUGUGUCAUCUUUUUCGAUGAGAUUGAUGCCCUUUGCCCCCGGAGAUCUGGACACGAGUCCGGGGCCAGCGUCCGCGUCGUCAACCAGCUGCUCACCGAGAUGGACGGCUUGGAGACCCGUCGACAGGUCUUCAUCAUGGCUGCCACCAACAGGCCAGACAUUAUCGAUCCCGCAGUCCUCCGGCCCGGUCGUCUGGACAAGACGCUGUACGUGGGGCUGCCCCCUCCGCCGGACCGCCACGCCAUCCUGCUCACCAUCACCAAGGGAGGCACAAGGCCCGGACUGGAGGCUGACGUUAACCUGGAGGAGAUCGCCCAUGACCAGCGCUGUGACUGCUUCACUGGUGCCGACCUGUCUGCGCUGGUGAGGGAGGCCUCCGUCAGUGCACUGAGGACCUACCUCCACUCUCACCCUUCUUCCACAUAUCACACCAUGUCCUCGGGGCCGGUGGCAGACAUUAGGGUGGGCAGGCAGAACUUUGAAGAGGCCUUCAAGAAAGUAAAGCCCUCCGUGUGCAAGAAGGACCAGAAGAUGUACGAGAUGCUCAGGGAGUCACUGACCGGAUGAGGCUGACUGGUGGUGGGCAUUCGCUCAGAAAGUUUUCAGAAUGAAAAAUGCUGAAAAAUGUUUUGUCUAUGAAAGUGCUUUUUAAUAAAAGAUUGUUGAUCAUUUGCACCUUUA